Messenger RNA from Dichotomopilus funicola, 765 nucleotides. Its product is annotated as chromosome segregation protein Spc25-domain-containing protein. Gene Ontology annotation, biological process: chromosome segregation. NCBI's taxonomy places the organism in Eukaryota, Fungi, Ascomycota, Sordariomycetes, Sordariales, Chaetomiaceae. Gene Ontology annotation, cellular component: Ndc80 complex. Bases 1 to 765 code for a protein of 254 amino acids. The transcript is spliced from 2 exons. The record is from RefSeq and is a predicted model, not a curated record.
AUGUCGUCUGCCUUCGACCCCUCGAUGUCAACGAGCCGGCCGCCCAUCAGCGGCCCCUCGCUCGCCGACACCCUACCAAACAUCAACUUUGGCUUCGACGAGCUGCGCGACCGUAUGGCCAAGUUCACCGCCAAGUUCGACGCCUUCAUCGAGCAGGGACGCAAGCGCGUGCUCGAAGAGCGCAACCAAUUCCACAUGAAUGUGGCCGAGCUCCAGGAGGACCAGCGCAUGAAGAAAAAAGACAUCGAGAUCCUCCAACUAAAAACCAACACCUACCAACAAACCAUGUCAAAAGAGGCAGCCGAGACUCGCGAGAUGCAAGGCGCCAUCGCCCAGCUUACCGCACAGCGCGACCGACAAGCCGCAGCACGCGACACCCUCAAGGAACAGAUCGCAGCCACGCAGCGGGACAUCGACACCCGCCUUGCCGCGCAGCGCGCACACCAGGCGCGGCUUGAAGCGCAAGCGCGUUUCAACGUGCCGGAGCUCGACUUUUGGGUGACGAAUUUGUGUCUGCGGAUUGAGGGCGCGGGCGCGGAGGAUAGGUUGAAGUUUGUGUAUACGCAUGUGGAUGAGAAGAAUUGGGAGCGCGAGGCGUGGUUUGAGCUGUGCACGGGAAAUCGGGAUUAUGAUGUGCGGCACUGUCGGCCGAAGUUGGAGAGGGAGAAGGUGGAGAGGGUGUUGGAAAGGGUGAAUGAGACGAGGGAGCUGGUGACGUUGUUGAAGGGGAUGAGGGAGUUGUUUGUCGAGGCCAUGAGGUCGUAG